Anastrepha ludens (Mexican fruit fly) is the source of this 1077-nucleotide messenger RNA. RefSeq names its product alcohol dehydrogenase-like. The coding region runs from base 158 to 937 and encodes 259 amino acids. The record is from RefSeq and is a predicted model, not a curated record. Lineage: Eukaryota; Metazoa; Arthropoda; Insecta; Diptera; Tephritidae. The transcript has 4 exons. Gene Ontology annotation, molecular function: alcohol dehydrogenase (NAD+) activity. Gene Ontology annotation, cellular component: cytoplasm.
CAACAGGCCGCGUAUUGCUGCGUACAUAUUUCGCUGGCGAAUUUUCAACAGGCUAACGACAGACUAUUCUGUAUUGAAUUUAUUAAUUAAAUUCAAUAAAAAUAAAUUAAAUUCAAUUAAUUAAAGUAAAUAAGAAAAAUUUAAUAGGAAUAUCAUUAUGGAGUUAAGUGGCAAAAAUGUGAUAUACGAAGGCGGCUUUGGCGGUAUUGGGCAGUGUUGUUUGAAGGAAUUCCUGGCCAAGGGAGUGCAGAAUUUAGCUAUUUUUGAUCUAAAAGAAAAUGCAGAACUUUUGGAAAGUUUACAAAAAUCGUAUCCCAAUGCGAAUAUUUUCUUUGUGCAAUUCGACAUCACUAAAAAGGAGAGUAUUGCAGCGGCCUUUGAAGUAGCUGUCGAGAAAAUGGGUCAUUUUGAUUUGCUCGUGCAUGGAUGUGGCAUGAUGGAUGACAAUCACGUUGAACUGAUGAUUGAUAUUAAUUUUAAAGGUCUGGUCCUUAGCACUUUUGCCGCUCUACCCUACAUGGAUAAAUCAACUGGUGGUCGCGGUGGCGUCAUUAUAAAUAUCUCAUCUGUAGCUGGGUUGGAACCACUUGCAGGUCUUUCGAUUUAUUCAGCAGCAAAGCAUGGUGUGACGUCAUUUACACGUUGUAUGGCGCAUCCCAGGUACCUGGAGCAUCAUGGCGUUAGUUUCAUCACCAUAUGUCCAGGCAUCACAGAGACAGAACUCGUGGUGAAUCCAGGCCAGAAGGCAACAUUCGCAUUCGCCGCAAUUCUAGCUGGGUGUUUAGACGAUGCUUCUCGCCAAAGUCCCAAAAUCUGCGCUCAGAAUUUGGUAAAACUUGCUGAGACUGGUAAAAAUGGUGGCGUCUACAUGCUUGAUUUGGGCGAAAUCAAAAAAGUCACAUUCCCAGUUAUGUGGACACCGGUUUUUAAGUCGUGAAAUCUAAAAUUAUAUUGGAAUAAAUGAAAAUCAACACAAUUUUAAAGUGAUUAAGCGCAUUUUUUGCAGUCAAAAUGAUUUGCUUGCAAUACAUAGCCAUAAUAAAAUGGUUCUUACGUUUAUUCAUACAUAAAUACAUA